Messenger RNA from Panthera uncia (snow leopard), 3166 nucleotides. RefSeq names its product nucleolar complex associated 4 homolog (gene NOC4L). Gene Ontology annotation, cellular component: Noc4p-Nop14p complex; nucleolus; small-subunit processome. Lineage: Eukaryota; Metazoa; Chordata; Mammalia; Carnivora; Felidae. Gene Ontology annotation, biological process: ribosome biogenesis. The record is from RefSeq and is a predicted model, not a curated record. The transcript is spliced from 15 exons. The coding region runs from base 65 to 1618 and encodes 517 amino acids.
GUCAGGGGCGCGCCGGACGGUGGCUUGAGAGUCCGUGCGUGCCGCGUGGGGCGGCGGCGGCGGCAUGGAGCGGGACCCCAGCCCCGGGGGCGCGCGCCGGGCGCUGGGCCGCCUGCUGGAGGCGGUGCUGGCGAGUCGCCGCGAGGCCAACGCCGUGUUCGACAUCCUGGCCGUGCUGCAGUCGGAGGACCCGGAGGAGACCCAGGAAGCGGUGCGCGCGUGCAGCCGCCUAUUCGGGGCCCUGCUGGAGCGGGGAGAGCUGUUUGUGGGCCAGCUGCCCUCCGAGGACACGGUCAUGGCAGGGUCCCAGGGGGCGACGCGGAAGUACAAGGUGUGGAUGAGACACAGGUACCACAGCUGCUGUAACCGCCUGCGGGAGCUUUUGGCCCACCCCUCCUUUGAGGUCAAGGAGCUGGCUCUCAGCACGCUCAUGAAGUUCGUACAGCUGGAGGGAGCACAUCCCCUGGAGAAACCCAAGUGGGAGGGCAACUACCUGUUCCCUCGCCAGCUUUUCAAGUCGGUGGUGGAAGGCCUGCUGUCUCCGGAGGAGGACCACUCGCUGCUGGUGUCCCGGUUCCAGGAGUACCUAGAGCACGACGACAUCCGCUACCACACGAUGCAGGCGGCCACGGGUGUCGUGGGCCAGGUGGCUGACAGGUACCCCGAGGUGCCGCCCGCUUUCUGGAACAACGCCUUCGCGCUGCUGUCUGCCGUGAGCCUCCCCUGCCAGGAGAUCAGCUCCUCCAGCUUCUAUGUGAAACACGCUGAGCUGUCGCACAAGUGGAAGGUCGCUCAUCUGAAGGAGCACAAGAAGGCCUUCCAGCUGAUGUGGCUUGGCUUUCUCAAGCACAAGCUGCCCCUCAGCCUGUACAAGAAGGUGCUGGUGAUCAUGCACGACGCCAUCCUGCCCCACCUGGCCCAGCCCACCCUCAUGAUCGACUUCCUUACCCGCGCCUACGACGUGGGGGGCGCCAUCAGCCUGUUGGCCUUGAACGGACUUUUCAUCCUGAUUCACAAGCACAACCUCGAGUACCCUGAUUUCUACCGAAAACUCUACGGUCUCCUGGACCCGUCUGUCUUCCACGUCAAGUACCGGGCCCGGUUUUUCCACCUGGCCGACCUCUUCCUGUCAUCCUCCCAUCUGCCCGCCUACCUGGUGGCUGCCUUUGCCAAGCGCUUGUCCCGCCUGGCGCUGACGGCGCCCCCCGAGGCCUUGCUCAUGGUGCUGCCCUUCAUCUGCAACCUGCUGCGCCGACACCCCGCCUGCCGCGUGCUGGUGCACCGCCCGCUGGGCCCCGAGCUGGAUGCCGACCCCUACGAUCCUGCAGAGGAGGACCCGGCCAAGAGCCGCGCCCUGGAGAGCUCGCUGUGGGAGCUGCAGACCCUCCAGCGGCAUUACCACCCUGAGGUGUCGCAGGCCGCCAGCGUCAUCAACCAGGCGCUGUCGGUGCCUGAGACCAGCAUCGCACCCCUGCUGGAGCUCACGGCGUUCGAGGUGUUCGAGCGGGACCUGAAGAAGAAGAGGGGCCAGGAGUCGGUGCCCCUGGAGUUCCUCCCGGCGCAGGGGCUGCUGGGCCGGCAGGACGAUCUCUGCGCCCAGCACUUCACGCUCAGCUGACCCUGAGCGCCCGCUCCCCGCCCCCACCCGUGGUUUUGUAGGAGAGAGAUGGGGGUGGGCCGUGGGUGGCGGGGCGGAGUCCGGGGAGCGCCGGCCUGUCUUCUGACUGCUCCGGCGGCCGGGUCUGCAGGCUGGUGGUCACAGUGGCGGCCGUGCACGGAGGGCGCCUCGUGUCCACCCGCGGCCCCCCACGCCUGCCCCCCGCCUCUCCCCUCCUCCGGAAGUCUCUCCCUUAGCCGGAGCCCGGGUGGGCGUGGGGCCAGGGUGGGGGUCGGGGGCUGCGGCCACACGGGGCUCUGGGUGCACUGGGCGGUGGCUUCUGCCAGUCCUGUGUGACCCUGGGGCCCCUCAGGUCCGAGCGUCUGGGCCACACCCCCCUCCCUGCUGCAGCUGGACUGUGACCUGGGAGCGACAGUGAGGGUUCUCUGUCCUGGUUAGUCGUGGGCAGCACGGAGCACAAGCCACCUGUUCCCAGUCGAGCUGAGGAGGACCUACCUCUUUGUCCCGUGGUGCCUGUGGUCCCAGGUGCGCAGUGGGCGUGUCUGCCCCACGAGGGGCAGUUACGGGUGGAGCCACCUGAACGUCGCGGCCCCCAGUGGCGUGGGUGCUGGCAGCUGCAGGCCGGUCGUUUGCUGUGUUUCCGGGUUCUUUCUUCAAGGCCCCGUUUCUGCCGGGCGAGCUUGGUUCCCCUCCGGCGUGAGUCCAGCUUCCUCUUAAAAAGCGUCUUGUUUAGGGAGAGAGUCACGUGAGUGAUAGCCGCUCCCGUGGGUUUGGGGGCCUGGCGGAGAUGCAGGUGUGGGUGCAGAGCCGGGGAGGGGGCGUCCCUGGUUCUGCAGCCUCUUGCCUGAGCCCCCCCUCCCCGCCCCCACGGGAGCCCUCGGAGUCGCAGCAGGCAGUGGUUUGGCCGGCUGGGUCUCUAGGGAGCUGCCCCGGUGGCCCAGGACCCUUGUGUGCCUGGUGGGGACGCUGGGUGAGGGGUGAAGGGGUGCUGCUUCUGCGUACACCUGUGUGGUUUCAGGGAUGCUGGCGCCCCGUCCCCUGGUACCAUCCUGGCCCCAUCUCAAGUCCACUUCUGCCCCCGGGCCUUUGCGCUGCCUUCUCUGCAGCUUUGCUCUCUGCUCCUGCCUGCGGACCCCAAGCCGAGGGAGGCCUCAGGGAAGCCUCUGCCCGGCAUCCUGUCGGUAACAGCUUCGGGCAUGCACGUGGGGCGCCGCCUGUUCACGGCCCCGCUGCCGUCGGUGCCCCGUGGACGGUCCCUGCCACCCUUCCCGGAGACCGAGGGAAGCUCGUCACGACCUGGUCCUCGUCUGGUCCCCGGGGCCCGGGACUUACCCGGCACAGAGGAGGGGCGCAUACACGUCUGUGGUAGAAGGGCCCGGGGGUCCUGAGCCGCCUGCUUCCGGCAGGGUUCGGCACGUCCGAGGCCGUCCCGGCCCCAGCUGAGCCCCGGCACGGGGACACCGGGGGGCAGCCCUGGAAGGGCUGCGGCCUCACGCUGAUUGAGAGAGAUGUCAUCCUGUUUUUUAAAGUAAAACUACAGAACUCUCA